This is a messenger RNA of Vicia faba (fava bean), 369 nucleotides long. The record is from the annotation of a GenBank genome assembly. Lineage: Eukaryota; Viridiplantae; Streptophyta; Magnoliopsida; Fabales; Fabaceae.
AUGAAGCAUAACGAAGCCGCUUCUGAUGAUACAACAACAGAAGGUUUCUUCCAAUUCCACACAAACCGAACUCACAAGCUAUCGCCACACAAAUUCAGUGGAUUUUCCGAGAGUUCAUUCUCAUUUCCCGCUAUUUCUAAUGACAUCAUAUCAAAAGGGACGUGUUCUUUCGAUGACUCAUCUUCAGUUGUUGACGCCUCAGACAUGUCUAAAUCAGCUAGUUCAUCUAGUAAUAAACAUCAUUUGUAUAAUACUCAUGCAUGGUUUCAAAAUGAUAGUGCAGAUUCUUCUCAGAAUAUGGUGGUAAACACAACUACUCAAUGUGUUAGGAGAAGUAGUAAAUCAGAAGUAACCCAAAUCCAUAUCUAA